CCGUUGGCGCCAUUACUGUCUUCCUUUUGCCGGGGUGGGCAUCACCGCAGGCGGCCACCGCUGGGACCCGAGGAGAAAGGGACGGGGAAGCGCCUGGAUACUCUCCGCACCUCUGCUCGCACUUUCACCCGUGGAUAACAGUUCAUCCUGCCUGACCCUAGGUUUUCCCGGAUGUGGAAGCGACGAAUCGAGUAUCCGCCCUGAGUGCCACCGUUAGCUCGCAGUCCUGCCGCCUAGUGGGGGAUUGUGGUUUAGAUGAUCCCGAAGGUUCCGACCGUCCGACACCGUCGCUGAUGGACCCUCCGCAGCUCACGUGUUAGCACCCUGGCUCAGCUGUCUUAUCAUUGCAGAGUCCAGUGACACUUGAGGAUGUGGCGGUAUGCUUUUCCCAGGAGGAGUGGGGGCUCCUUGAUAUAGCCCAGAGGCACCUAUACCAUGAUGUGAUGCUGGAAAUCUUUGAGCUCAUGAUCUCACUUGAUUGUUGGCAUGGAGUGGAAGAUGAGGGGGCCUGUUCUGAGCAGAAUGCUUCUGUAGAAGGGGUGUCACAGGUCAGGAUCCUCAGUGCACAUCCUUCCACCCAGAAGACUGACACCUGCGACAUGUGCAGCCCAUUAUUGAAAGACAUUUUGUACCUAGAUGAGCAUCAAGGAACAUACCCUAAUGUGAACCCCUACACAUGUGGAGCAUGUGGAAGAGGGUUCUGGUUCAGUGCACACCUUGCCCAGCACCAGAAGGAACACAUUGGAGAGGAACCUUUCAGAUGGGACAAAGACAGGGACUCAUUUUUGAAGACCUCUGUAGUCUGCUUGUCAGAGAAGCCCUUCGCUUGCAUGAAAGGUGGUAAGCAUGUCUCAGAUAGUCAUGACCUCCUCCAGCACCUGACCAUCAACAGCGGUGGGAAGCCACAUGGGAGCAAAGAAUGCAGGGAGCCCUUCCCACCCAGUUCUAAUCUUGAGCAGCUCUUCACAUGCAGUGACUGUGGCAGAGACUUCAGGAACAGCUCCGUCCUCCUCACACACCUGAGAACUAACUCUGAAGAGGUUCCAUUUAGAUGCCUAAGAGUUGGAAAUUCCUUAGAGGAGAAAUCAACUCUUGUUAAUUACCAAAAAUCUCACCCUGUAGAUACAUCUCACGUAUGUCAGGAUUGUGGGAAGGCCUUUAGUCACCCAUCUAAACCGAGGAAACACCCAAAAUUUCACACUGGAGUAAAAUACUACGAGUGUAGCGACUGCGGGAAAACCUUCAGCCACAACCUCACACUUGUUCAUCACCAGAGAAUCCACACUGGAGAAAAGCCUUAUGAGUGCAGCGAAUGUGGGAAGGCUUUCAAUAACAGGUCACACCUCACUCGGCAUGAGAAAGUCCACACUGGAGAACGGCCUUUUGAGUGUAGCAAAUGUGGAAGGGCCUUCAGCCAGAGUUCCAAUUUCCUUCGGCAUCAGAAGGUUCACACCCAAGUAAGACCAUAUGAGUGCAGUCAGUGUGGAAAAGCCUUCAGCCGCAGCUCCACUCUCAUCCAGCACUGGAGAGUCCACACUGGAGAAAGGCCUUUUGAGUGCAGCGAGUGUGGGAGAACUUUUAACAAUAACUCCAACCUUGCUCAGCACCAGAAAGUCCACACUGGAGAACGGCCUUUUGAGUGUAGUGACUGUGGAAGAGACUUCAGCCAAAGCUCCCACCUCCUUCGACAUCAGAAAGUUCACACAGGAGAACGGCCUUUUGAAUGCAGUGACUGUGGGAAAUGUUUUAGCAAUAGCUCCACCCUCAUUCAGCACCAGAAGGUACACACCGGGCAGAGGCCUUACGAGUGCAGCGAAUGCGGGAAAGCUUUCAGUCGCAGCUCCAGCCUCAUUCAGCACUGGAGGGUUCACACUGGAGAACGGCCUUAUGACUGCAGUGAGUGUGGGAAAUCCUUUGCUCACAGUUCCAGUCUUAUCGAGCACUGGAGAGUUCACACAAGGGAAAGGCCUUAUGAAUGCAAUGAAUGUGGGAAAUUCUUUAGACAAAACUCCAUUCUCAUUAAACAUCAGAAGGUUCACACUGGAGAAAGGCCUUAUGAGUGCAGCGAAUGUGGGAAGCUCUUUAGCCGAAAGUCCAGCCUCGUCUAUCACUGGAGAGUUCACACUGGAGAAAGGCCUUAUGAGUGCAGUGAGUGCGGGAGAGCCUUCAUCAAUAACUCUCACCUGGUUCGUCACCAGAGAGUCCACACACAAGAAAGGCCCUACGAGUGUAGCCAAUGCGGGAAAGCUUUCAGUGAAAGGUCUACACUUAUUCGACACCAGAUAGUUCACACCAGAGAAAGGACUUAUGAGUGUGGCCACUGUGGGAAAAUCUUCAGUCGCCUCUGCAACCUUGCUCAGCAUAAAAGGAUUCAUACCUGAGAGGAGCCUGAUGGAAAUUGUCUUCGUGAGAAAAUUUCCAGCCAAGUCAAACUUCAUACAGCAGAAUUCCCAGAGAAAAUACCUGCAUGUACCAGUGGUGUGGAAAAAGCCUUCAGAAGCUACUCUGCCUUUUCUGAGCAGCCCAGGAACUUGGGUAGGCCUGUCUCCCUGCCCUGCCCACCCCCCCAAAAGCAUACUCCUCCUGGAUCCAAAUAUUUGCAGUGGUUGUCUGCCUCUGCAUGCAAAACACUCCGUGUGCCUCCUUCCCCUUUCCUGGAGGGAAUCAGGACUGUCCUGGCCUGUUGGAAUGGUUCCAUUCUCAUUGUCUUUGAGAGGCUUAGGGAAUGACCUGACCCCACGCUGGUUGAGAGCCCUUGAGGGAUGUCCAGUUUGGGCUUCUUAGGAAGACGGACGGAUGCUAUUAAGUUGAAAAUGUUCCCAAUAGUUCUAGUGUUUUUAUUCUGGUGUUAAUAUUCAUAACUGUCACCGUGAAGACCAAGUUCUUCAUAUGCCAGUCACAAAGCAUCAGUUUGCUUUGUUACAUAAUGUUAUGUGCUGCAGCACUAACCCCAUAUAUGAUGGUAAUGCCAGGCUUAGAUGAGGUCAAGAGGGCAAGGCCCCUGUGGUGCGAUUAGUGUCCUUGUAAGAAGUGAGAGACCAGGGCUUCCUCCCUCCUCUCCCUGUGGAGACGGCAAUAGGAUGGCCGUCUACAAGUCAGGGAGAGAGCUUUCACCCAGGAACCUGGAUUGAAAGUGGCUGGCACCUGGACCGUGGACUUCCCAGCCUCUAGAACUGUGUGAAAUUUCUGUUUAAGCUGCCCAGCCUAUGGCAUUUUGUUAUAGCGGCUGGAACAGGCUGAGACACCAAGAGGUGAGGAAGGUCCCCCUCCCCUCCCACGGGCAUCUACAGAGCAAAAUGGUGUUGGUCUCAUUGACUAGUUUAGUCUUAUUAGACAGUAUCGAACUGAGAAUAGUGAGACUUUCAACCCACUGUCCUGCUUAAUAUGGAGACAUCCACGUUUGUUCAUAACUGUUCCCAAAUUGUUUUGUUUACAUGACUAAAUAAAUGGACACUGCCAUGCUGACAUGGGGUCCAAGCAUGUCACACACCGCAGUGAAAAUAUAAGCACUUUGCAUCUGUAGAUGAACCUGAAAAGGCAAGAAACAUGCCAUCACUAGUCCCUGG
Messenger RNA from Pteropus alecto (black flying fox), 3566 nucleotides. RefSeq names its product zinc finger protein 132-like. The record is from RefSeq and is a predicted model, not a curated record. NCBI's taxonomy places the organism in Eukaryota, Metazoa, Chordata, Mammalia, Chiroptera, Pteropodidae. The transcript is spliced from 3 exons. Gene Ontology annotation, biological process: regulation of DNA-templated transcription. Bases 444 to 2381 code for a protein of 645 amino acids.